AUGAUGUUCUGGUCAUCAAGGACAGGUAUCACAUCAAAGUACUCGUUCUCAUCAUCACCAACUUUUACUGCUGAACCAUGGAGUGUUUACACCGGCCGUCUCAAAUCGUCGUCUUCAUCUUCGCCUUCUAAAGUAUCGAUAUUCAUGUUCGACAAGAAGCAGUUCGAGAAUUAUUUGUUGCAUUACAGCAUCAUUAAAUCUAAAUCUGGAUCUAAAGAUAAGAUGCUAAUUCAAGAAGCUUAUGAAAUAUUGAGAAAUCAGGCCAAUAAUUUGGCUAAGCUCAAACACCCAAAUAUCCUGACGCUAAUUGAACCGUUAGAAGAACAUAGUAAGAAUUUUAUGUUUGUCACCGAGUUCGUCGCCGGUUCACUGGAGACGGUAUUCAGAGAAAUUGACGAUGAAGAGCAGAAUUUCUUACAAGGCCAUGUCAAGGAUAACAUUGUGGUUCAAAGGGGUAUACUGCAAGUAGUAAAUGCCCUUGAUUUCAUUCAUAACCGCGCAAGCUGCGUGCACUUGAAUAUCCAACCUAGAGCAAUUUUUAUAAAUGAAAAUUCAGACUGGAAAAUUUCUGGUUUGGGCCACCUAAUGAAAAUACCACCGGGCACAAACACCUCUGAGUAUUUCCUACCACAAUAUGACCCGAGAGUUCCUUCAUUUAUGCAUUUGCAGUUGAAUUAUACUGCCCCAGAAAUUGUAUUUGAAAGCACCUUAGCCUACAGAAAUGAUUAUUAUUCGUUGGGCCUGUUAAUAUAUUUCCUGUACAGUGGUAAAGACUUAUUUCGAAGCGAAAAUUCUACCACCGAAUAUAAAUCGGAAUACAACAAAUUCCAAAACAAAAUUAGUACCAUGUCAUGGGAUAAUAUAUUCAGUAAGAUCCCACCGAGGCUGAGACAUUGUAUGCCAAAGCUGAUGAAUAGAGAUAUUUAUUCCAGGUACGAUAACAUAACGCUAAUUUUAUCCUCUGACUUUUUUCAGGACCCAUUAAUCAAGACUCUGAAUUUUCUAGACGAUUUGCCAACGAAGAAUAAUGAAGAAAAAUACGUAUUCUUGGAGGGUCUGAUAAAUUUGCUACCGGAAUUCCCGUCGGCAUUAUUACAAAAGAAAUUUCUUCCCAUACUAUUAGAGUUAUUAAGCCAGUUUUGUGCAGAAAAGAUAGUAAAUGAUAAAUGCGUCAACAAAAACCUAGAUUUGAUAAUCAAGAUAGGGUCCACUUUGUCUCAGCUGUCUUUCCAAGAGAAAAUAUAUCCGGUUUUAUUAAGUGAUACGAACUUCCCGAUCUUGCUAGGAAAGGCCACUAUUUGCCUGAUUGAUAAUUUAGAUACGUUGAAGCAAAAAGUUAAACGUUCCGAUUUCUUGGAAAACAUACUAAAGCCGUUAUUUAGUUAUGUCUUACAUGAUUCAGAAAGUGAUAUUACCGUGAUAUCUCAAGAGAAACUUUUAUUACAAAUUUCAUUAGCUUUAGAAGUGCUUGAUUUUCCUACAGUGAAACAAUUCUUGUUACCAUUACUCUCUGGACUGUUUACCAAGACCACAAGUUUAACGGUGAAAAACACAUGUCUGGCAUGUUUCCAAAUCAUGAUAGAGCACAAAUCCAUUGAUUCUUAUACAUGUUCAGAAACUAUUUUACCUUUGUUCAAAUCAAUGAAGACAAGAGAUCCAAGAAUUCUAUCCAGGUUACUAAAGCUUUUUGAAACCGUUCCGCUGAUCAUCAGUGAUGAGAUGAUCCUCGUUGACCAAGUAUUACCUUUGAUGUGGAAUUACUCCAUGGCUUCUACGCUAACAAAGUCGCAGUAUUCCGGAUAUACAAAUGCCAUAAAUAAAAUGUCGUCCGAUAUUCAGAAGCAUCAUAUUGCCAAAUUAAGUGAUAGAACCAAUGAUGACGACGAAGAUGCCUUCCACAAAGUUAUUGAACCAGCAGUUGUUAAGAAAGAGGACCCGGAGACAGUUGCAGCUAAGAACAUUGAAGUAGCGGCCAUGAAACCGAUUAGAAAAACAACUCUGCCCUCAUAUAAAAGUCCAUCCUCGCCAUCCAAGAACGUUUCAAGUUCCAAACCUUUGGAUCCUAAAGGUGUCUUGGCCACUAGGGGCUUUCCAAUGAGAACAUUAAACCCUCCGCCACGGACUACAUCAAAUCAGACUGAUACUAAGGUCAUAAGAGAAGCUGCCUCCAAUGGACGGUCCCAAACUAAAAUUGACGAUGAGUUCAAUGAAUUUCAAUCCUUCUCAAGCACAGGAAGUGUGCGUCAAAGUCCCGCAUCAUCCAACGUCUGGACGAACACAAGUAUCAGUCCCGCUCCCACAUCUACAAGCAAUAAUAAUCUGCCACCGGGGUUUUCAAUUUCAUUGCAACCAAACAAGAAAAAGGAAGGCUUUACUGAAAACCGCGCUAAUAACUCCUACGGAUCUUUGAUAUAG
Molecule: messenger RNA, 2415 nt
Organism: Saccharomyces kudriavzevii IFO 1802
Lineage: Eukaryota; Fungi; Ascomycota; Saccharomycetes; Saccharomycetales; Saccharomycetaceae
Gene: SCY1
Product: Scy1p
Exons: 1
Coding region: 1-2415 (804 amino acids)
Biological process (GO): protein phosphorylation
Molecular function (GO): protein kinase activity; ATP binding
Source: RefSeq, a predicted model, not a curated record